Musca vetustissima is the source of this 975-nucleotide messenger RNA. RefSeq names its product beta-1,4-galactosyltransferase 2. The coding region runs from base 1 to 975 and encodes 324 amino acids. Gene Ontology annotation, molecular function: N-acetyl-beta-glucosaminyl-derivative 4-beta-N-acetylgalactosaminyltransferase activity. Lineage: Eukaryota; Metazoa; Arthropoda; Insecta; Diptera; Muscidae. The record is from RefSeq and is a predicted model, not a curated record. The transcript has a single exon. Gene Ontology annotation, biological process: carbohydrate metabolic process; glycosphingolipid biosynthetic process.
AUGUUAAAAAGUCUAAAGAUUUUCCAAAGAAAAUAUCACCUUGCUGAACUAUUGGCCAAAGUUACCUGCUGUAUAUUGUUGAUAUAUUCCAUACUACCACAUCGAUUUGCUUCCCAUUAUGAUUACUUGAGUCCCGAAGAAAUACCCAACGCCCUGGUAUCGCAGGUGACAACAAAUAUCUCGCAACAACACAUGGAGGAGUGUAGCUAUGAGGAAAUUAUCGAAGAGAAUCGUUUCAUGUACACACCCCAGUACAGUGAUGAGGUGGUGAAGCCGGAAGAAAUCUUGCCGGGUGGUGAAUAUUUUCCAGAAGACUGUCGCGCCAAGUAUAGCUCAGCUAUAAUAGUGCCUUAUAGGCAGCGAGAGCAGCAAUUGCAUAAAUUUCUCUCGUACAUGCAUAACUAUUUGCGGUUGCAAAAGGUCCACUAUCGGAUCUUUCUGGUGGAGCAGUACGACCAAAAGCCCUUCAACCGGGCGAAGUUGUUUAAUAUUGGCUCAAUGAUAGCAGCGGAAUUUGAAUUUCCAUGUUUGAUAUUGCAUGAUGUGGAUCUGAUGCCGCUGAAUUUGGGUAGCCUCUACGCCUGUACCGAGCUGCCAAGGCAUAUGUGUGCCGCAUUGGAUAUGUGGCGUUUCCAUUUACCCUACCGUGGCCUGUUUGGUGGUGUUGUAGCCAUACGAACACAACAAUUCCGCACUAUCAACGGUAUGUCGAAUAUGUACGAAGGUUGGGGUGGUGAAGAUGAUGAUUUGUUUGAGCGGCUAAAAUCUCGGAAUAUUGAUAUAUGCCGUUUUGCACCACAUCUCAAUGAAUACACAAUGCUACGACAUAAACCUGAAAAGAAGAAUGAAAAUCGUGUAACAUUGCUGAGAUCGGGAGCGCUGCGUUACAAUACGGAUGGUCUCAACUCGUUGGUGUACACGGAGAAAGAUCGUCGUAUUCAUAGUUUAUUUACACAUAUUUUGGUGCAGACAUAA